GAGAACGCGCGCGUCGGCGCGGCGGGAAAGUUCUAAAAUUACGGAGGAGGCUCCAGGUGUUGGCUCCCUUCGUUUCCUUCCCCGCAAAUAGUUGGACCUCCCCAGAGACGAGCACCCGGCAGAACAACAUGACUAUUUGAAGCUCUGCCUUUUCUCCCUUUUGAGAUGGCUCAGGAUACACUAGACCUUCCUUUGAACUUUGAGUUUUGGCUGAAUAAGGCUGUAGCAUGGGGCCAGGCCAGUACUUUGGAAUCCCAGCAAGAUGUCUGCCUUCACCUGCCUCAAUUACAGAAGUUCCUGCAGCAGAUUUAUGAAACCUUGAAACAUAUGGAUUUUCCUGUGGCUAUUCAGAGAUUUCCUUUAAUUGGUCAGUUGCUGGGAAGGCUUUCCUGGAAUCCUUUUGUCGUAGGAUAUGAUGAAAACCAGAAAAUUCUAAUGUGGUGCUUAUGUUGUCUCUACUGCAGUGAACCACGGAACCCUAUAGAGCUGGAAGCCAACAUCUGGAUAAGGAGUUUAUUAUGCCAUCUGCUUUCAUCAUCCACACUUGGACUUAAUGAAGUUGGAACUGUUAGUCGAGCUCUUGGGUAUACGUCUCCAGAUUAUUUUCCUAAAUUGCUAAAAAAUAUGGUCUUAUCAUUAGUGACUGAACUCGGAGUGAAUCAUCUUAAUGGAUUUAGCAUUCGAAAAAUGAAGAAGAUAGUCCUUUCUGAAUCAGCUGUACUUUCCCUUUGGCUUCGUCACCUUCCCAGCCUGGAACAAGCAACACUGCAUCUUUUUGAAAAUUUACUCUCUAGGCACAGAAAGUUUCCAGAGGAGAUAGAAUGCUUUAUAAAAGAUUCAUUACUGCCUCAAGCAGCCUGUCAUCCCAGCAUAUUCAGAAUUGUUAAUGAAAUUUUUCGGAAUGCACUACUGGAAACCAAUGGAGCAUCAGAAGUAUUGACUCUUAUACAAGUAUUUACACGAUGCUUUGUUCAAGCCUUCCAGAAAGAUAAUGAACAGCUGAAAUUUCCACUUAAGUCCUACUUUCCCUAUGCCUCUUCAUCUCUUCUCAUGGUAUUACUCCAAAACCCAAAAGAUUUGCCUCGUGGACUUUGGUGCCAGCACUUGAAUUACAUUUCAGAAGUACUCAAAAAAAUAGUUGAAGACCAGAGUGUUCAAUCCUGUGGAAGUCUCUUUGAGCACUGGUUUUCAUUUAUUCACUUUGGAGAAUGGGCUGAUAUUGCUGCUGAAGAAUUAGUGAUGUUGAGAGCUGAAUCCCCUGCAGCCUUGCUGUGGCUCUUGGCCUUCUACUAUAACCCACAUGAUGGAAAUCAAGAGAGGACUCAGACAAUGGUAGACGCAAGAGAAGCGCAUGGGUGCCUCACGAAACUUUUCAGUGGGACUGCCCUCUCAGUGAAAGCUCUUCAGGCUGUGGCUGGUGAGAGCAGCGAGGCAGGUGCAAGACACCCUUCUGUUCAACGAUUAAUCAGGCACCUCCUUCUAAACUUCCUGCUGUUGUCUCCUGAAGGAUGUAAGAUUGCCCAAGAAUUCAUUACAACUCAAACUGAUGAAAUAGCCAAUGAGUUUUUACAUCUCAUUGCCUGUACUACAUACAGAUGGAAUCGUCUUGGCAUUGAAACCCUCAGGCCAGGAAAAUUGGCAAGAGAUCUCCUUCAAGAACUACGGCGUCACAGAACAAAAAGUGUAUUGUUGUAAUGGUCUCAUCCCCCUUGCCGUCAUUUUUUGUAUGACAGUGUUUGC
Trichosurus vulpecula (common brushtail) is the source of this 1740-nucleotide messenger RNA. It is a transcript of the gene FANCC, whose product is annotated as FA complementation group C. Lineage: Eukaryota; Metazoa; Chordata; Mammalia; Diprotodontia; Phalangeridae. Gene Ontology annotation, cellular component: Fanconi anaemia nuclear complex. Gene Ontology annotation, biological process: cellular response to oxidative stress; interstrand cross-link repair; nucleotide-excision repair. The record is from RefSeq and is a predicted model, not a curated record.